Molecule: messenger RNA, 1684 nt
Organism: Gamsiella multidivaricata
Lineage: Eukaryota; Fungi; Mortierellomycota; Mortierellomycetes; Mortierellales; Mortierellaceae
Exons: 1
Coding region: 90-1547 (485 amino acids)
Source: RefSeq, a predicted model, not a curated record
AAAGAGCAAUUUCUGUCUUCGUUUCCACUCGACUUCCACUCGACUUCCACUUCUUACGUCCUCUCUCUCUUCAACCUGACACUUCCAACAUGACAAACACCUUAGUUCACAAGUAUCAAACCCUCAAAAAGACAAAGUGCUCCAAAAGGCCCACCGCAGAAGAUGUCUUCCUCCAGCACCCCAAAUCAGCAUCCAGUCCGUCGUUGUUCAGCCCUGCGCAACCCAAAUCCUACCCGCUCUUCAUUGCAGAGCUCAUCUCCGCAUUUAAUUCCCUAUCUGCAUCCACCGCAUCCCCUACCUCCUCCUCGACUCUCCAUACCUUCUUUCAGGGUGCUGACCAUGAAGCCCACGUCAGCGGUCAACAAAAGAAGAAGGUUGUCAAAGCCCUCCAGCAUGCCGACCCGGCCAAGGUCAAUGAGAUAAUCGCACUUUUAAAGGCCAUGCCUGACCCAACUGCAGAGUCGACAACAGCGAAUCAAUCAGAUACCAAGAAGUCAACUGCUCGCGCAUCAAACCCCGGGACCGAGGAUAGGAACGGAGAGAAAAAACGGAUCAAGAAGGAGCAGGAGCAGCUCGACAAAGAACUCGCGGAGUGGGACAAGAUCGACAAAAAGAGAUCAUGGGAGACCCCGAAAAGCAAUGAUCAGGCAACAGGCAUCGUCGACACAGAGUCUAACAAAGGCCCAACAUCAACCUCUUGGUGGUUCUCGUCCCCAGCCCCAGCCCCAGCCUCGGCGCCCGCGGCUAUCCAGGAUGACAAGGAGAACAAGAACCCAGCUGGAUUCGGGUCUCUCUGGUUGACGACAAAAACGAAACCGUCUAUGGAUCCAUCGUCGGCAAAGAAACAACAUCAGGACACGCCCAAGAAAUCCCUCUCCUCUGGUGAGCAAAUUGCUCGGGCAGCAGCAUCCCUUUUGGCAAUAGCUGCUUCCUCCAAGCCUAAAGAACUCAAGUCAGACACCAAUGCGACCAGCAAAUCCUCCGCCCUCCAUCGCCAGUCAUCCAUGCCUAACAUCAAUAUCAAGAGCACGGCCUUGAAGGCUCUACUUCCAACCUCCAAAUCCAUGCCGACUGGGUGCAAAAUCGAUCCUAAGAAACGAUCAACCACGGAUAUCGCAGUCUCUGCAGAUUCUCCAUCCUAUCUGGUUACCACCAUCAACUCCAUCGCAAAACAGUUCCUUUGGUCGCAACAAGGCCCUCCGUCGGCGUACACGGUCAGCGCCUACACGUUUUGGUGGGGCUUUGAAAUCUAUGUGCCCCACAAGUGCAUGGCGACCAUUGAACGCGUGUCAAACACGGGCCAGAUUUUCUUCAACAUCCUGACGGGGGCCAUUGCUGGCAUCCCUGGUUUGGCUGCCCUGGUUCCCAUUGCAAAGAUCAUCUCAGCAUGGGUCGAUUAUCAAUGGUCGGUGAUCAAGGCUGAAGAUAUGGGCAAGGGCGUGGUCAUCUCAGCGACCUGGGUCUUGCCCGUCGCACUAGCAAGCCGAUCAUGGGACCGUCCAAGCUGUGAAAGCCUUAAAUCAAAGCUCAAGCUCACUGGGAUGUAAUCCUAUCCGCAACCAGUGCUGCAAUAUACCAGAACUACCAACCUAAUAAUAACAAUAAUAAUAACAAUAAUAAUAAUAAUAAUGACAAUAAUGACAAUAAUGACAAUAAUAAAUAGUACAGCAUAAUAAGAGGACCC